This is a messenger RNA of Odontomachus brunneus, 6539 nucleotides long. Its product is annotated as coiled-coil domain-containing protein 170. The record is from RefSeq and is a predicted model, not a curated record. NCBI's taxonomy places the organism in Eukaryota, Metazoa, Arthropoda, Insecta, Hymenoptera, Formicidae.
AUGCGUUUCGAUCGCUGCCGUCGCGACGCUCACAGACGUCGUUUUACCCACUGCUCGUCGACGGUCGUCGGUGGUGGCAAGCGUGCUUGGUCGGUGUCGUGCGUUUCUAUUCCCUGCAGGCUGUUCGCGGCUGUUCGCGGAGGAUGUCGCACCUAUAUCCGUGAGGGUGGCUGCGUUUACCUCGCGACUGGAGGACGGCAGGAGAGACGGAGGAGCGGGAUGGCUUCCGACGCCGAAGCGCAGGAGGCGCAAGAGGCUCAAGAGGCGGCCGACGAGGAGGACCUGAAGAUCUUUGAGACGCUCUGCAUCUCCUCGCCCCGGAAGGUGGACCCAGAUGACGCUAUGACUCACGAUCUGACAACCACUUUGAGAAGCGAGCUGGCGGCCCUCGAGUACAAGCGAGACAGGCUAAUGUCCGAGCUGCAAGAGAUGAAGAGCGUAGUGAGAUCGCGGGACCAGAGGGUCGUGGAGUUGCAGGUGGAAGCUGAUCAGCUUCGUGAGCAAGCGGCCAGGCAAAAUUCCGUGGUCUCGAGUCUCAAGAAGCGCAUUCAGGAAUUGGAGGAGAGGGAGAGGAAUCUGUACGCGAACCAGGGUAGAAGCGAAAUUACGAUCCAAGGACUGCAACGUGACGUCAAGUACCACGAGGAGAAGGUCAGGGAGUAUGACAAGAAGAUUCGACAGUUGGACCACAAUAUAGCGGAGGAGAUCCAAUUAAAGGAGCGCGCACGUUUGAAUCUGCAGGACUUCGUACGGAGAUUGGCACACGCAUUAAACGCCGAGUACUGCGAGACGGCGCACCACAGCCCCGAGACGGUGAUCCACAAGGCUGAGGAACUCAUGCAAGAGGUGAAUCGACUGCGUACGAAAAGCUCGAACGUUGAGACGCAGUUGACGGGAGUCGAGGUGGACUUCAGGACGUGCAGAGACGCCCUGGAUCGCGCCAGCGCCGAGAAAGAUCAACUGCAGAGACAGGUGUCCAACCAGCUGGUCGAUCUGGACCGUUUGCGUCAGGAGAAAGAGUGUUUGGAGAUGCAAUAUAGGGUCGCGGAAAGAGAUACGAACGACCUGAGAGACAAACUUGUGAACACAAACAGAAGCUUAACUAGCGCGACGGGAAACAUAUCCAAUCAGGAAGCAUUGAUCUGCCAAUUACGAGAGGACUUGAAGGCUCGCGAGGAGAAAACGCAACGCCUGCAAAAUGAGUUACGUCACCUCCUGGAGUCCUUGGCGAUCCUCGUCAGUACACCCAGCCGAUUCGUCGAGUCUCAUGAGAACGCGAUCAAGGAUCGUGUUCGGGAGAUCCUGGCCGAUAACAAGGAUCAGUCACUAAAAAUACAAAGUCUCCGUGAGAAGGUGAACUCGGCGACGGAGUCGACGAAUCGGCAGAGUGAGUUGGUCGAAUCCACGAUGAUGAAGGUGCGCAGUUUGGAAGAGGAGCGCGCCGGUUUGGAAGCUAAAAUACACAAGUUGGAAUCCGAACUCACGAGUAGCGAACUCGCUCGAGAGUCUUUACGCAGAGACAAGCAGACGUUCCUAACUUUCCUGGAUCGACUGGGCAAGGCGAUGCAAAUGGACGAGAUCUCUCAGGAGAUCGGGAUCGAUCUUCACACCGAGUCGUUGCUGGUGCGGGCCGAACAACUAGCCAGAUUGGAGACCGACAAACUGGUCGACAAGUAUUUGUGCUGCAGCUACACGACCCUACCGAGGAUUCGGCGCGAGCGAUCGUUCCACGAGCUCCCCUGUCUCAAAGAAACCUCCGUGGUGUAUCAGUUGCAACGACGAGUCCGGACGCUACGAGAGCAACUGCAACGCAGAGACCUGCAUUUGGAUCUUCUACGUAGGAAACUAUCAUUGCAGGAGGACAGCGUGAGGAUGAAGUCACUGUUGCAGAGCGAACGGGACGAGGCCAACAUUCGCGCGAAGAAGCUGGUGAAGCAGGUCGAGCGAUUUCAGGUCCAAUUGUCGGAGGAAAAGUCACGGAAUCGGGAAUUGAGCGCACAAUUGACGGAAGCGGCGGACUACAAGAUAGCUGCGCUGGAACGCAGUCGGAAAAUAGAGGAGCUGCAGAAGCGUCUCGUGGAAAGUGAGAUGCUGCGAACGCGUUACAACAGGAAGUUGACGAUGGUGAAGGAGCAGAUGAGGACGACCGCGGAAACGGCCGAUCAGGAGAGAUCGAUCAACGACCAUUCCCUGCAGCUCCUUCGCGACGAGCUCGCUCAGGUCAAGCAAAAUCUCUCCGAGGUCACAAGGAGAGAAUCCCAGCUUCAGAGCUUCCGUGUCUCCGUGGCGAAGUUAUUGUCGGAGCCAAUCUGUACACCCGAUUACGAGAUCAUUUCGCGGCUGCAGAAAAUGGUCGCGGCUCAUCGCGACUUUACAAUGCUCUCGCGCAGAUACGACGAGCCCUUGGAAACGAGUCCUUCCAGAUGCACCAGCAUCCAUCCGGUUCACCCGCCGAGAUCACCGGGUUCACGCUGCACCCGUUACGAGGACAGCGGAUUCGCGGACCCGCCGGACCUCCAUGACAUCGACGAUGAUUACAGCAAGAGACCGGUGAGAAGCAGCCUUCUUCCGUGACACCGGCCAAGGUUCAAGUUCUAAGCGCGCUCCCUGAAGAGAGAGAUCGCACGAUUUAAGCGUUCGAUCUACUUUACGAAAUCGGAACUUCGAGUUGCGACCUCAUAUGGCCGAACGACGCCACGAAGGGAAACUACUUCGCCUGUGUACAUGUAGUAAAGCGUUACGUUUACUCCGCGUAAACGAGCGACUUUUACGAAGUGGAGAGGACCAUUCGCUCGCAUCCCAGUAACGUAGCUUCGCAAAUCAAGCUGCAGUAUCGCUAUAAGAUCGCUCGUAUGGUUAUCGAGCGAUCGAAUGGCUCGCGACACCAAUCCCGACCGGAAUAAACGUAUGGAAACAUCAAACCAUCGAUCCGUGUUAUUACGGGGGAUGGAAGAGGAAAUCGUUCCGUCUGUGUGAAAUCGCAAUUUCGCGCUAAUUGGCGAGCGUGAGAAAUUUCUAACGGAUCACACGGAAGUGCGAUACAGAACUUGGUGGGUCACACUGCCUCGGGCGAAAACUGUCGGAAGUGUUCAACGAAAAUUAUGGUCAAGUCGUUCGCUACACCGAAAAAAAGGUUUGAUAAAAAAAAGUUUGGUAAAGGUUUGGAUAACCAUCAAGACUGAAUGAUAGUUGCCAGAUGCUUUGGUGAAAUAGUUUCAACUAAACAUAGCCGGAUAUAUAAGCAAAUAAUUUGACAAAAUUUAACAAAUAAUCUUAGCAAGGCUUGUGGUAUCUAUUGCCAAGGCUUGGUACCUGUUGCUAAGGCUUGAUGACCAAUUUAUGUGAUACCAAGCAAUUUGUUAAAUAAAAACUGUAUUGUUUAGUGAUACCACAUUAUGUGAUAAAUAUACGAAACGACCAAAUAUUUUGGUAACAGUCAAACUAUUUAGGAAUUGUUACCAAAUUGUUAACAAGUUAUUUGGUAUUACUUACCAAACCACUUAUUUGGUUUGACUAAACAAAGAAUUUGUUUUGCUAAUCAUUUUUAUAAUUAUUAUCGGACGGUCAGUAACUAUUACCAUACAUGAUACUAAUUAUCAAACGUCACACUGAACUGCCCAACUAAAUGCAUUUGUUAACUGUUACAACACUUUUUUCAGUGUAGCAUUGUGGUGUUAUAGUUAAGAUAAUUUUUCACAAAUAUACUCUCUAAAGUACAGUCAGUGUAUUCUUCACUGAAAUGCUAUACUUGUAACUAGUGGUUCAGUUAUAAGUAUAGCACUGCAAUCAGUAAAACCUCGUUAGUGAAACCAGUUAAUAGCAGCUAUUAUUCUCAUUAUUGAUGCAUUUUGUGGGCACAAAUUAUACGUAAAAAUGCAUGGGAGUCGUCAAUUCCGUCGUUACAAACGCAGAAAGCUGAAUUUACGUAUAUCGUAUAACAAGUUUGUUUAUUACAGAUUUUACAGUGAAAUCUUACUUCUACUGACGAAGCGGGAGUAUGUUGUCACUGAAAAUUAGAGAACAUUUACUGAUUAUUGGGGAAACAGUCCUUUAGCUGAUGCGAUCAGAAACCAUUUUACUGAUUCACUUUAGGAGAGUAAUAUAUUUACGAGCCGGGACCGCGUAGGACUUCGAUUCAUAAACGCGAAUAAAAGAAUCAUUUUACAUGUAUACAAGAGUCGUUCCCGAAAGAACCGACUGGAUGUGCUACUUUGAGUAUUCAAAAAUUGUCAUUAACAAACACGCACACGCGUCGGGAACGAAUAAGAAUAAGCGUGAUGACAAAAAAGUGAAGAAGCGCGCAAAGUAAGCAAGAUGUACGAAAAAGCCAAUUUGUGUAGAGAAAUACGAGUCUCGAACAAUACGAAUCAAAGACUGAAUAAUAAGAUUUUAGAUUCACCGAUACACACAUUUACAUUUUUAAUUGCGUUUAACUUACAGACUAUUCGCACACAUAGAAAUAUAUCUCGAAAAAUUUUAUUUUAAUUAAAUUAUAUACUCGACUCUCUAUCGAUAUAUAUAUAUAUAUAUAUAUAUAUAUAUAUAUAUAUAUAUAUAUAUAUUAAAAACGUGUGCAAUGUCCAUCUUAACGAAGAUCUAAGUGUUCAUAAAAAUUUCUACGAAACUCGAUUACAGCGUACAGUUUUUAAUCAUACUCCGCUCGCGCUAUUUGCAGCACACGACCUUUUUAACGCACGAGAAUAUUCGAUUCUCGAAUUCUCGACUGUCAUUCGAAUAAUUUUAAUUUAGUUGUCAUCACACAUAUGAAUUUCUCUAGCAAUUCAUGUGUAUUUUGGUUCUUUUCCUUUGUUUCAUCAUUUUAUCUUUUUUUAUUCGUGUCAAAUUAAUUUCACUCCGUUUAUAAAUAAAUAUCAACGAUUUCCCCGGUAAAUGCCAUAAAUUCAGCAUAAUCAAUGCUGAAAAUCUGAAAUCCGUAACGCUUCAUCGAUUUCAGCGAAACUCGUAACGUUCCAGAGUUCAAGUCUCAAGUAUGAGCGUCGGAGUGUUCGAACAGCUGUUAGCCUUAGUCUACCAGUUCACCCCGAUGUGUGACCGCGAUCUUAUCUCUCCCAUUUAACGCAACGCGCUCUUUUCUAAUCGAUUCGAAACAAUGCGAAGGGCGUGCUGGCGGUGCUCGCACGAAUCGUGCGAAACAUUUUACGGUCCGACGAGCGGAGUUCCAAGCGUUUAAAUGCCAUUACAUCGGAGCCGCUUGACGUUCACAAUCGGCGCGGGUAUCCGAUAUCAAUGAUCUGCCGUUGACGGUUGACGAGCGCAACCCGGUCGCACCGAUUAAGUAUUCGCGUUCCACGGUGCUCUAUUAAUUGGCUUCAUGACAAUUACACCGAGCCGGCGAAUUGACGUACGGCGAGGGCUUCCCGUUUGCGGCGUCCGCAGAGGGAUCGAACGAACGUCUCGUUAUGUACUCGCCAUCAUUGGAAGCCCCACUUCCGGGCGACACGGUUCCAAUUUCCAUGCCGGCCGCUCGUCAACGGACGCCCAAAAGUGACGGGCAGGUGGACGGCCGUAACGGUAUACCUUCGUACAGUCGUUCGAUCCUCUAUCGAUUCGUGGCGCGCGCGAGUCAUUGUAAUUACCCGACCGACGACGAACCCUCUAACGUAAGCGUAAUUAGGCGGGAACGAGGUUACAACGACGCUAAAUUCGUCGCCCGCAACGUGAUCUUAAUGAUUCCACCCUCGUCCAGGGAUUCCCGACUUCUUAAUAAUUGCAAGAGGCUUUUACAACUUCCAAUAUUCAGUCAUUUCUGCGUGGAAAACAUUUCUUGUCCUGAAAAGAUUAUUUUUGUACUUGGAAUUAAAAAAUGUUUGGUAGAUACAAUUUCGUUGACAGUAACAUGUUUUUUCCUUGUGCCAAGCAAGAUGUAUCAGUAAGAAAGCAAACAUGCAAGCAGCAAUUAAAUGUUUUUGUUGCCGUUACGAAAUAUUUGGUUAAUCCAAUUUUAACCAAAUUUUGGCUUGGUGUACUAAAUUGUCGUUUCAGUAACAAAAUCCUUUUUGCAAUAUGCGUUACAGCAGUAAUGACAUUGUGUUGUGUAAUAAGUAAUCUCGGAUUUUUUAGGUAAAAAAACGAUGUCUUUUCUCUUCAUUGUUCUCUCUAGAAUUUCUCAGUUCUAAAUGUUAAAUAAGUACUUAUGUAUAUGUAAAGAUUAGAUUGACUUGUAAUGUGAUUACUUUUAUUAUUUUGUGAUUAUUUUGUGUAGAACUGAAGAAGAUUGAUUGAAUACGCUUAUUUGUUGUAAUGAGUGGAUUUCAAGAAAUUAUAAACGCUUGAACAUCCGCGGUUGGACUCUGAUAAAUCAAGUGAUGGUUCGUUUGGUGUACGUCUUGGAGCCAUAAUAUUCGUGAAUUUGAUUAUACUUUUAUAUAGUUUUGUAAAGUAAAAUAUGUGAAAAAUGGCAUAAGAUCAUGGAUUAAAACGGCGCAUUCCAUAAAAUCAUACUGACACAAAAAUAUGUACAAUCAUUUUAACUGUAAAAUUACUUAUUAUACGACCUAAUAUACAAAUAUUUAUAGAUU